This is a messenger RNA of Cucurbita maxima (winter squash), 753 nucleotides long. Its product is annotated as signal peptidase complex subunit 3B-like. Lineage: Eukaryota; Viridiplantae; Streptophyta; Magnoliopsida; Cucurbitales; Cucurbitaceae. The record is from RefSeq and is a predicted model, not a curated record. The transcript has 6 exons. The coding region runs from base 87 to 590 and encodes 167 amino acids. Gene Ontology annotation, biological process: protein targeting to ER. Gene Ontology annotation, cellular component: signal peptidase complex; membrane.
GAGACUCCAUUUCUUUUCCAAGUCUCUCGCAUUGUUUCUUCUCUUUUUCCCUCCUCCUCUCUCGCUGCGAGGAACCCAUUUGAAGAAUGCAUUCAUUUGGGUAUCGAGCCAACGCUUUGGUGACCUUUGCGGCUACCAUACUUGCUAUCAUUUGUGCUCUGGCUUCGUUUUCUGAUACCCUCAAAUCGCCUUCACCCAUGGCACAAGUUCAGGUUUUGAGUAUCAAUUGGUUUCAGAAUCAACCUAAUGGAAACGAUGAGGUUAGCAUGACUUUAAACAUAUCAGCAGACUUGCAGUCAUUAUUUACAUGGAAUACAAAGCAGGUUUUUGUGUUUCUAGCUGCUGAAUAUGAAACCCCAAAGAACUCCUUGAAUCAGAUCUCACUCUGGGACAGUAUUAUACCCUCCAAAGCGAGCGCCAAGUUUCAAAUCCAUACUUCAAACAAGUAUCGGUUCGUUGAUCAGGGGAGCAAUCUAAGAGGUAAAGAGUUUAACUUAACACUGCACUGGCAUGUCAUGCCAAAGACAGGGAAGAUGUUUGCAAACAAAUUGGUCAUGUUUGGAUACCGCUUGCCACAAGAAUAUAGAUGAGCAAACUUCUCCAUUGAUAUGUAAUUUCUGAACUAAGUUUAACAUAGGCUUUAGCAUCAGCUUACUCAACAUUAAAGAACAGUGAACAUUUUCCAAGCCAUGAAUUCAUCGAAAAAAAGAGUUAAAUUUAGCGUAAUCAAAUGUCCAUUGACCUCUGUUCUAA